AGGUUUUCCCCUUCCCUUCAUCAGUCGCCGCCACCACCAUGUCCUCCGCCGCCAUUCCCCCGGUCGCCUGCCCCUCUGCGCCGUCGUGCCGGCUUAGGCCGGCGAGUACUCCUCCGUGGUAGAGGAAGACUCCUUCUCCUGGUGGUGAACACCGUUCAGGAGGCGCUAGGCUGCUUCAGCGUGGGGCAGAUUCAUACACGUGCAGAUGAGGCCCUGCCUCCAAUUUGCUGUUGCGGUGGCGUUCCUACGGGCGGGGAUGAGCGCCGUUGGUGGGGUUGGAGCAGAUCCGCCGGCGCUUGGUCCGGCGUUGAAGAAGGGGGCGGUUCCAUGCCGUGCCGCCAUGGUACAGCCCUCUGGUCCGCCGCCAUCACCUCUGAUGAAGACGCCAUGCCCGCCGAAGCCCGAGGGUGCCGGAGUCGGGGACCGCGCCGCCACGGGACGGAGUCCCGGGAUGAGGUUGUUGGGGCCGGCUUGGUUCCGGCGUGGAAGAUGAUGAAGCGGGCGUCGAUGACGGGAACAGACAGUAGGAGGGCAUCUAGCGUGGUUGGGAUUCCGGCACGCAUGGUGGCAUUGCUGGGGUUGCGACUUGGCGCGGUGGAGGCGGCGCCAGGCGGCACCGGGGCCGCGGCUUGGCACGGUGCAGGCGGCGCCGGGGCCGCGGCUUGGCACCAGUUGCUUGGUCCGGCGGCAUCAUGGAUCGGCGUUGGGCGUUGAGGGUGCAGACGAUGACAGCCUCCAACGCGCAUGGCGUGAAGACAGCGAACACCACGACGAGGGCCACCGAUGCGCAGAGGUUCGGCGUGGCGGUAGUCGGCCUCAGGCAGUGCGUGGCCGCGGUGUGGAAGGCAUGUUCCAGCAUUCUGGACACGGAGGCCAUGGUGGUUACGGCAUGCAGGGCGUCCUCGGUGGUGAAGUCCGAGGAUAGGACAACAACAAACUUAAUGGAGAAUGUCGCAGAAGGCUCUAACAAGCAUGUUCACGGACGCGCACCAUCCUCAGCGCGGGUUCCCACCGACCCAGAGGUGCCACGUGUAGAUCCCACCGCGGGCGCCGACCAUGUCGAGCCGGGCGCGCCUCGACCGCCCCCCGUGGUUGAGGAAGCUGAGGCGGAUCAUCGGACGUCGCCUAGUCCUCUCCGCUGGGGAGGCCCGCCCGCCGAGGCGCUCCCAUCGAUCCAGAGGCAUUCCCCAACCCCAACACCGGCCGUUUCCAUGGCAGCGGACGUGCCGCUCAUACCUGCUUAAACAACCAGAAGUAAUCGUGCCAAGAACGAGGUGAGAUUGGUUAAGGAAAUCAAGCAGAGUCAGGGUAUCCAUCUCUGAAUUCCUGUGUUGUAGGCAGAUGAUGUUUUCUGAACAAAUUCUCGAACCCACAUCAGAACACUUCGGUGAUGGUAGGCAGAGGGGAAAAAAACAUAGCCACAUAGGUUUAGAAACUGUUUGGAUUCAGGGUAAUUUUUAGUCUGGAUCGUAUUGAAUAUUUGUAUGCUAAUUAAAGGAACUAACAUUAACUAACUAUAAAAUUAAUUGCAUAAAUGUAGACUAAUUCACGAGAUGAAUCUAUUAAGCCUAAUUAAUUCAUCAUUAGCACAUAUAUUUACUGUAGCACAACAUUACCUAAUCAUGAACUAAUUAGGCUUAGGUCCCAUUUGGAUCCCUUUAUUUUGAGAAAUUGAAAUCUACUUAAUAGAUAGAGUAGGCUAUUUAUCUUGGAACGUGGCAUUCCACAACUUUCCAAAGUCUAUAUAUAUAAGCUUAUCUUAAAUUCGUGGGGAUGGGAUGGAAAUUGAUAUUCUCAUGUUAUAUUCUAAUGUACAACUUAUAGCACACUCUUCGACUCGCUUCCCUAUAGCAGUUAUAUAAGUAUCUCUGCCAUAUAGCCAACAAUAGUAUACAAAUAUAUUCCACGUACAACUAUAUUAGCUAAUUAAUUUAUAUCUAAAUUGUAAUUAUUAGAAUGGAAUUCAAUUCCAAUGAUCCAAACGGAACUCUAAUGUAAUCAUCUCGCGAAUUAGUCUCUGUUUAUAUAAUUAAUUUUGUAAUUAACUUAUAUAUAAUACUUUUAAUUGGUGUCCAAAUAUCCGAUAGUCCGGGGAUCUAAUCAGCCCCUAAGGUUAAUGGAAGAUCUGCCCCAGUUCUUCCAUACCGAGGCAUCUGGACUUUCAGGUUCUGGAGCCUAGAAGAGGUCGACAAGAAUUGCUUAACCAGCAUGUGAUUUCUGGAGGCGAAAACAGUAAACAGGUCGCACGGGGGCCUGAAAACUGACAGUCAAAGAGCCAAUAAGGUGGGAAAAGGACAUACGAACAUGUUCUGAGCAGUGGGCCCAAAGCCCUUGGCCUUGCAUGCUGGACACACCACUGGACACUGGUGCAGCGAUGCUGAUCCACGGAUCCUGAGAUUCCAGAUUGUGCAGUAUGUGUCCUGUUUUUGAGAAGACACCACCGAGGAUCAAAAACAAAGAGGAGGAGAAGAUACCAAGGCUGCAAGCGACGUAGCGGAAGGCUGGAGGAAGGAAAUACAAGCCCGAGGCACCAGACAAAUGGGAAAGUGACGAGGCCGUAGUUUUUUUUUUUUGAUAAGCUUGUGCCGAGCCGUUGGUGCACAUCUAUUUCACUGCCUGGGCACUCCACUGCCCACUUGCCUCGAGGAGCAGCAGCGAAAGCAGCAAUGGCGCAGGAGAUCGAACACACCCACCUCCCCAUCCGCGGGCUCAACAUCCACGUCGCGCAGGUCGGCAAAGGUGAGCUUGGGACGGUGGUGUUCCUGCACGGCUUCCCGGAGAUAUGGUACUCGUGGCGCCACCAGAUGCUGGCCGUGGCCGCCGCCGGGUACCGCGCCAUCGCGCCGGACUGCCGCGGGUACGGCCUCUCGGACCAGCCGCCGGAGAACGAGGAGGCCUCCUGGGACGACCUCGUCGCCGACGUGCUCGCCAUCCUCGACGCCUACUCCAUCCCCAAGGCGUUCUUGGUCGGCAAGGACUUCGGCGCCAUGCCGGCGUACGAGUUUGCGCUGCAGCACCCUGACCGCACCUGCGGCGUGAUGUGCCUGGGCAUCCCCUUCAACCCCGCGCCCAUGUCCUUCGACACCAUGCCCGAAGGCUUCUACGUCCUGCGCUGGCGCGAGCCGGGCAGGGCGGAGGCGGACUUCGGCCGGUACGACGUGAGGCGGGUGGUGCGCACCAUCUACGUGCUCUUCGCCGGCGCCGAGAUCCCGACGGCGAAGGAAGGGCAGGAGAUCAUGGACCUCGCCGACCUGUCCACGCCCCUGCCGGAGUGGUUCACCGAGGAGGACCUCGACGCCUACGCCAAGCUCUACGAGAAGUCCGGCUUCCGCUACCCUCUCCAGAUGCCGUACAGGGCUUUACACAAGAUACCGAACCGGAUGGACGCCAAGUUCCAGGUGCCGGUGUUCAUGGUGAUGGGGGAGAAGGACUACUGCUUCAAGUUCCCGGGGUUCGAGACCGCGUUGAAGAGCGGCGCCAUGGAGACCUUCGCGCCGGACCUGAAGAUCACCUACAUCCCGGAGGGGAGCCACUUCGUGCAGGAGCAGCUCCCGGAGCAGGUCAACGAGCUCCUCCUCGGCUUCCUCAAGGACCUCCCCGUCGUCGUCGCCGCGUGAGAUGCCACCGGGACCGUGGGAACAGCAGUUUCAGCAGCUGCUUCCUAUCGCCGUUGGUCAUGUAGCUCUGAAUUUUCUCGGUAAUAAAGUUGCACGUUGGUAGUGCUGGAUCAUAGCUUGUAUGUUUAGUGCGUCAUGUUCAGUGGGGAUGCCGUGUUGUGCUCGGUAAUACGCACUAGUAUCUGAUAAGAAAUUUGCUUGGCCGAUGCGUUGGAGGAUGCUGCAUGAUGGUGUAAUGGAAAUGGUCCUGGUGAUGGUUUUCAGAUUUCGCAGAAGUGAAAGUGAAAGCGAAAGACUACCGGCAAAGUUUGAUUUCA
This is a messenger RNA of Panicum hallii, 3934 nucleotides long. Its product is annotated as bifunctional epoxide hydrolase 2-like. Lineage: Eukaryota; Viridiplantae; Streptophyta; Magnoliopsida; Poales; Poaceae. The record is from RefSeq and is a predicted model, not a curated record. Gene Ontology annotation, molecular function: hydrolase activity. The coding region runs from base 2667 to 3617 and encodes 316 amino acids. The transcript is spliced from 7 exons.